AUGUGGAGUGUAGGUGAAGUUUAUACAGUAUUAUGCAGUCCAACAGACGGUACAUUAGUGGCAACUGGGGGUGGAGAUGAUAAAGGAUUUCUUUGGAAGAUUGGUCGAGGAGAUUGGGCUUUUGAGCUGCAAGCCUUCAGUACUGAUGGACAGUUGCUUGCAUCUGGAAGCUUAGAAGGACUUGUUCAAGUAUGGGAUAUAAACUCAGGGAACCUUAAGUGUUCACUUGAAGUGGGUCAGGUGGCAUCCAAGAGGGCAUCUGGUCUUGGCUGGUUCAGAGGAUCCUCCAUUUGGAUGUGGAAUGCAGACAAAAGUGCCUAUCUUAAUAUGUUUUCAGGUCAUGGUAGUAGUGUGACCUGUGGUGAUUUUACUCCUGAUGGUAAAACAAUUUGUACUGGCUCUGAUGAUGCAACUUUGAGAAUAUGGAACCCAAGGAGUGGAGAAAACAUCCAUGUUGUUAAAGGUCAUCCAUAUCAUACAGAAGGGUUGACAUGCUUGACAAUAACCUCUGAUUCAACUCUUGCUCUAACUGGUUCUAAGGAUGGCUCUACUCACAUUGUUAAUAUAACAACUGGGAAGGUUGUAAGUUCCUUGAAUGCACAUUCUGACUCGGUAGAAUGUAUUGGACUUGCAACAAGCUCACCUUGGGCCGCAACAGGAGGCAUGGAUCAGAAGCUUAUUGUCUGGGAUUUGCAGCAUUCUUUACCUCGAUGCAUGUGUGAACAUGAGGAUGGAGUCACAUGCUUGUCAUGGCUGGGUCCAUCUAGAUUUUUGGCUACGGGCUGUGUAGAUGGGAAGGUAAGGUUGUGGGACAGCCUCUCUGGAGACUGUGUGAGAACCUUCAGAGGUCACUCUGACGCCAUUCAGUCUCUGGCUGUGUCUGCUAAUGGUGAAUUCCUAGUCUCAGUUUCACUCGAUGGAACUGCCCGGGUAUUUGAGAUCUCAGAGUACCAAUAA
Thlaspi arvense is the source of this 957-nucleotide messenger RNA. NCBI's taxonomy places the organism in Eukaryota, Viridiplantae, Streptophyta, Magnoliopsida, Brassicales, Brassicaceae. The record is from the annotation of a GenBank genome assembly.